Messenger RNA from Drosophila mauritiana, 5868 nucleotides. RefSeq lists its product as uncharacterized. Gene Ontology annotation, biological process: transmembrane transport. Bases 256 to 3540 code for a protein of 1094 amino acids. The transcript has 12 exons. NCBI's taxonomy places the organism in Eukaryota, Metazoa, Arthropoda, Insecta, Diptera, Drosophilidae. Gene Ontology annotation, molecular function: monocarboxylic acid transmembrane transporter activity. The record is from RefSeq and is a predicted model, not a curated record.
AACAGAAUUUUGCGCUUGGCUUGCGAACGUAGAGAUGGCCCCAAAUGGAUUCGGUCGGACACUGGCGGCGGCAGCUGCCUAGAAAUCCUGGAGAGCUCGAAACCGAUACGGAAGCCCCGAAAACCGAAACCGAGACCCCAAACUCGAAAAUAAUGUGCUGCAGGAGUGGGCACUAUUGAAGUUGACAACACUUCGGUGCAGCGAGUUAAGAGCACAGGGUUAAAAGCAUUUUUUCGGGGGAGCCGGAGGAGUACAAUGGUCAUCCAGUGCACAUGUGAUUGCAACUGCAGUGAUAGUAGAGAUAACCGGAGCGUCAUAUCCUGCCUGCUGCCGGGUCGCAGUCAGCCGUACAAGUUGGGAUCCUCGUUCGGUGGCGAUGAUAUGGAGCAGAGGAUACCGUACUACCGCCGCCUAUCGAAUACCUCAUCGGCGCUCUAUGGCAGCUGUCCCCAGUUGUUGCCCAGCAGCAGUAGCACCAACAACCGUCAUUCCUGGCUGAGAAUUCCCAAGAAUCCGCAGGAGAAUCCCGAAGAGAAUCCCGUAGAGAAUCCACGACAGUACUCGAGUCUGGUGAGGCCCAAACAACGCAGUCCGGUGCUGUGCAACAAAUCCUGGUGGGUCUCAUGUCCACGGCUCUCCUAUUUACCCGCUGAGCAAACGAAAAUGCAGUCCACGGCCACGCCCACACGUCACUGCCAUGGAGGCGUUGGCACCCAAACCACUCUUCCCCAAACCACCAGCACACCACCCACCCUGCCCAGAUUUCCGAGCAAACGGCAUUGUGACAAUUUCGGCAGCUAUGCCACAUUGCCCACCAUUGAGCACCAGAUGACCAUGCCCAUGAUGCCCCACUGCAGUCGACACGGCGGUGGUGUUGGCGGGCUGGGUGGUGCAGUGGGUUCUGGCAUGUCGGGUGUAAUGCCCGCCCCGCCGCCGCCUCGCUACGCGAACACCAAUAUAAAUGGCUGCUGUUAUAUGUACAAUCCCAUGCCACCCGCCCAUCAGAGCCACCAUCAGCAUGACCACCAUCAUGCGCAGCACCACCCGGUGGCCCAGCAUCAGCACCACCCCCACCAGUACGGGCCGCAAUACUGCCUCUGCGAUAAUUGGUACCAUCAGCCACCGCCGACGCAGCAACAGCAGCAGCUCCACCACCAACAACAAAGGGCCAAGAACCUGAUGGCCAACGGCGGCUGCUAUUUCGGCUACGAGGCGAAUCAUCAUCCUAGCCUGCAUGCCACGCCCCCACAUCCCAGCCAUAUAACCGACGAGGAGGAUUCGGCAUUCCCCGGACUGGCCGAUCGAGAGUUCCACCUGCUGCACCGGAACAUUCCGGCACUGCGACGAACCGGAGUGGAUACCACACGCAUCAGACAGUACUUCUAUCCCGAUGGCGGCUGGGGCUGGAUCAUCUGUGGAGUGUCCUUUCUGGUCCACAUCCUGACCACCGGACUGCAGCUCAGCUACGGCCUUUUGUGGUUCUAUGCCGUCCAGUAUUUGCAUAAUACCAGUGGCAUAGAACUGCUGGGCGCUUUGAGCUGGUCAGUUUCCAUGGUGGCCACAUCGUUUGUGGUGUCGCUGUGCCGUAAACGCUCCAUCCGCCUGCUGUCCAUCGUGGGUGGGCUGGUGAUGCCCCUGGGCAUAUUGUUCACCUCAUUUGCCACGGAAUUUGGCCAGGUUGUUUUCAGUUAUGGCAUCGUCUUCGGAGUUGGGGUCGCCAUGGUGCGGGAGGCAUCAACCGUGAUGCUGGGCAAUUACUUUAAGCGGCGCCGUCAAUUCGUCGAAAUGGUGGCCAUGUCCGGCGAGGGAGUUGGCAUCGCUUUGUUCUCCGUCAUUUUGAAGGAGGGCGUGGGCAAGGCGGGCUGGCGCCUGGGCCUCCAGAUUGUCGCUGCUUUGACGGCACUCAGCUUUUUCAUGGGCCUAAUGUACCGACCCGCCUCCCUCUAUCAUCCCCAGCGCCGGGCCAUCCAGCAUCUCAAAAAUCAGCGCAAAAAGAUGAGGGAGAAAAAGCCGAUUCUCAGCCAGGAUGUGGAGAGCACACCGAAGUACUUUUUUCUGGACAUAUCAUCACUGAAAUCGGUGACUGUUAAAAUUUUACUCAUGACCUCCAGCGUGGCCUCCUUUGGCAUUUAUACACCCAUGUUCCUAAUGGCACUCAACGCCGCCGAGCAGGGCUCUGAUGUGCAAGAAUUGGUUCUGUUGCAAACAUUUCUGGGAAUUUCCAUGGCCCUGGGUGUGGUUAUAGCUGGAGCUCUGCUGAGACGUUGUUUUGUGAUCAGGCACUUUGUGAUCAAUACCAAGAUUGUCACGCAGCUGUUCCUAUCAAUUGUGGCCUUGGCUAUCCUCUUUCUAUCCUUCGUCAUGGGCUACACGGGCCUUUGUAUACUAAGCUGGUUGUAUGGCAUUGGUCUGGGCGGCUUUCAAUACUCCCUAAAGAUUUUGGCACUCGAACGCAUCAAGCUGAAACAUUUCUCCAAGGCCUGGGGCUUCAUUCGGGGGGUGGAGUCAGUUCCUGUGCUGAUAAGCGUGCCACUUACCUCGUUUCUGAAUGAUUACUCCCUAAAAUACGGAAGGGCGGGCUAUUACAUAUGCUCGGCGGCGGCUGCCAUCUCGGGAAUUAUAAUAUUUUUCAUAAGCGAGCCGCAGCAGCAGCAUCCGCAACAGCAGCAGCAGUUGCACCAUCAUUAUCAGCAGCGAAAUGGUCAUCUGGCGACUCCAACGCUGAUGCGCCACGCCUCCGCCCGCCAGCAUCGCCCCCAUUUGCCGAUGGACUAUGGAUAUGGGGAGUAUCCCGCCCCCGAUCUGCUCAGUCGGAGCUGCAUUAGUCUCAAUCAAAUGGAGCCCUAUCUGCAGACGAACUUCUGCCAGAGGCACAUGUUGCAGCAGCAGCAACAACAGCAGCAGCAGCAACAUUCCCACCUGCAGCAGUUGGCCUGUCACAAUCUAGAUUUGCAGCAGCAUCAGGGGCGUGAAGCCUACCAGUUGGGCCAGGGGAGCAUCGGGGCCAAGAUGGGCAAGCGAUUGCAGCGCAGUCUGUCCUUCAUCCAACAGCACAGCAACUGCUGCGAUGGCCAAAUGUACUGCAGCUGGCACAGCACCUACGAGCUGGGCUGUCACAAGAGCAACAAGAACCCGGGAUCGGCGGACCGUCAGCCAUUGAUAUGCACCUGCAGCAGUCCAAAUAGGAAUCCGGUCACCUAUGGAACUCACGGACCAACCGGACCACCCGGACCACCUGGCCCACCCAGUUCCACCCGCAGCCGCAGUGUUCCAGAGGGUUUAUCCACGAUGUCGCAGCAGUGUAACUGUCGUCAGGGUCCUGCCACUUUUCCGGCUCCCACGCGGGAGUUCAUCUACGUGCCGCACACCUAUGCCUCCCUGCAAAGAACCCCCCAUCGUCACAGCCAGGGUGCGGGUUCGGGUUCGGGGCCGGGAAACUCAGCAUUGCGAAACAAUCCACAAUGCCGGCUGAAAAGAUCCCAAUCCCUGUGCCGACCCAAUGCCGUUCAGUUCGUGGAGCAAAUCACCACGUCCGUGUAGGAAUAUGGUAUGUGGCACUGAAAGAAAAGUUUCGGCGAAAGCAGAGAAUCGCUGGAGAAAACCCUUGUCUUUGGAGAACUCUAGAAAGCUAAUGGUAUCUUAUGAUUAUAUAUUUCGGGUUUCCAACUAUAUCUCGAGUGGUUUGUAAACACCCAAAAUGAUGUCUAUUAGUAUGCUCUACAAAAAGGUUGUCGUAUCUCCCAGGGAGUUCCGAGCUCAAAAUAUUACGAAGCAUACUCUUAGACCCACUUACAAAUUGCAAAUCGCAGACUUUUCCACAUUUAUACUCUCGUUAGUGUAUAAGAUUCGGCAACAUUUUCUUCGAGUGUGAUCGAAGCCAAAAGCAUAAGGAAAAUCGAAGAUACCCCGUAGCAAUUGGGUGCUAUAAAACUUAUAUUUUGGUAUUAUGGUCCCACCCACACACACGGCUACGUGAACCGCAUGCACAAUUUGUCAGAUCUCUUCUAGUCUUUUGUCGUAGCUCUAUUAGAAAUGUAAAGUUAAAAACACCAACCAACCGAAUGAAGUCCCACAACACCCAAACGAAGAAGGAAACUCGAUGAAUUUUUCACAAAAAAUCCACACUCAACUUUUACACACACGCAUGCAUAAGCUAGGAUGGAAAUUUUACUCAUUAGCAUAUUAAUAUAUUAUAGAGAUUACGGACAGACGGAAAGCUUUAUCUUUGUCUCAAGCAAAAAGUAUCCAAUACAUAAAUAUUUACGAGAUAAUUCAAUCGAGCAGAGAACAGACGCAAUGAAAACGGAAACAAACAAACUUCUUGAAUGGUCCAUUUUAUAAACGUGCAUACAAUUUAACCACCGAAAACCGAUUACCGAUAUAUACAUACAAAUAAAAGACAAUGAACGCCGGCACAUGAAGUCGAUCCAAUUAAACGACUCUUUUCCCAAAGGAAAACGCUGAGAGGUCCUCAGUGCCGAGUUUUCGUGUCGGCGAACUACUUUAUUUUUCAAUAACAAUUAUAUAUUGCAUAAUUAAGUGGCGUUUAACGGCGGACGACGGAAUGAAAGCAAACAAACUGCCGAUGGAAAUGAAAAUUACCUUCGCCUUAUUUUCCAAUCGAAAUGAGGCAUACAAAAACAUAAUUAUUGCCAAUAUGAUAGCCUCAAUUUAUUGGCCUGCACUUUAUUUCGUACAUGGUGAAUAUUUUGAAAUGGAUAUCUGGUAGUUUUUCUAACCUGUAAAUCAACAAUAAAAUAUUUCCUUUUAUUUUACCUUUCAAGGUUAACAUUUAGUUUUUGAUUGGAAGCGAACUAAAGUAAUACCCAAUACAAUUUAAAAUAUACGCCCUAUAAAUAACAGACAAGAUUAAAGAAAAAAUGCAAAGCCAAUUUGUAAAUCAUUAGUAAUUCAUUCAAAUAAAGAUCUGCAUUUUUAAAAGAGCCAGGUGCAUAAUCAGCUAAAUAGCAGCUCGUAUUACAACCAAUUAAAAACAAAUAAAACGUAAAAAAGGAAAUCGUUAAUUCGCCGAACAAAAGAAAAAUGACCAGUGGCAAAUAAACAGAAUAAUUAAAAUAUUUGGAAAGCUUAAAAAACAAAUAAACAAGAGAGAACAACAUAAUAAUACAGGAAAAAUCAUCAGCAGCGGAAAGCUUUCAUAAAGCAAAUAUUAAAAUAAUCUAGUAAAGUGGCAGUCGAAAAAUAGACGAAACCGACAAGUUUCCAAACAAAUUUAAACAAUAUGUUAAAGGAAAACAAAAUGCAAAUGUCUAACGAAGCGGAAACCCAAUUUAUAAAAAUUUACAAACGAAUCGAAUGAAAAUACUUGUAUUAAAGACCAUAAAAGGAGCCAAACGAAUUUUCCGCAACCCAUUUUCUUUGUAAAUAAAUUUUCAUUGCUUAUCUUUAUAAUGCACGAACAAAUGGACCUAAGUCAAGCCAACUGCCAUGAAUCGCAAUAAAAAAAGAAAACGUUUGCAUAUGUUCAAACGAAGCUAUACAAUUUUUAAAGAAAUUCUUUGCUCUUUCUCGGUCAAUAAAAUAAAUUAGAUAUAUCUUUCGAAUCCAACUCCUUUUCGCCAAUUGUGUUCAGCGAAAACGAUACACUUAGCAUUUAAUGUUAUUACACCCACAAGCAUAUCUAUGUGCCAGAAAAUAAAAACCAUAAACUAUUUGCAAUUUCGCCGGAAUAACAAAGAGAACUAACCAACUUAAGGUACAACUUGUAGCUAAAACAAUUUUUAUCUGAUGGAAUUUAGAUACGUGAAAUUUUUCAGAGAAACACCUAAGCGCAGAAACUCAUAUUUGUAACUCUUUAUCAUUAGUAGUUUAGUGUGAUAAAUGUUAAUAAAGAAUGCAUAAACGAAA